GACGACUACUCAGCCCAAGCCGAGGUUCCUUCCAUAGUCAUUAUUGCCAUCAACAAACUGCAUUGCGUUCCAAUCCGGCUUGUUAUUUGUAGCAGUUACCUACAAUUGCUUCCGUUAGGAAUCGAUUUGGCAACCUGUGUUCCUGGAUUGAAUAUCAGUGUCUGUUUGGAAGCAGAAGAGACGCAGGAUCCAUCCGCCCUGAAAUAUGGUGAAGGUGCGGAUGAACACCGCUGACGUGGCGGCGGAGGUCAAGUGCCUCCGUCGUUUGAUUGGGAUGCGUUGCUCUAAUGUUUACGAUCUUACUCCAAAGACGUACGUGUUUAAGCUGAUGAGUAGCAGCGGAGUGACCGAGUCUGGGGAGAGUGAGAAGGUUUUGCUGUUGAUGGAAAGUGGCGUCAGGUUGCAUACAACAGUCUAUAUGCGGGACAAAAGCAAUACCCCAUCAGGUUUUACAUUGAAAUUAAGAAAACAUAUAAGAACAAGAAGGCUUGAGGAUGUGCGCCAACUUGGCUAUGAUAGGAUAAUUCUCUUUCAAUUUGGAUUGGGUGUUAAUACCCACUAUGUCAUUUUGGAGCUGUAUGCCCAAGGAAAUAUUCUUCUUACAGAUUCUGAAUUCACAGUCUUGACUCUACUUCGAUCUCAUAGGGAUGACAACAAGGGAUUAGCAAUCAUGUCCAGACAUCGAUAUCCAGUUGAACAAUCCCGUGCUUUUGAGCGUACAACUAGAGAAAAGAUGUUGACAAUUCUGGAAUCUUUAGUAGACAGUAAUAGAAGUGACCAUCUAAAUAAUUCUGAACUUCGAAACAAUAGUUCAAAUAUUCCCAAUGGGAAGCUUGAAAGCCAGAAAAAUAAGACUAAGCAAGCAACACUGAAAGUUGUUCUUGGGGAAACAUUGGGUUAUGGACCAGCAUUGUCAGAACAUAUUAUAUUAGAUGCUGGUUUAAUACCAAAUACAAAGGUUGGUAAGGACUUUAAAUGGGAUGAAAAUACCUCCCAGGUGCUGUUUGAAGCUAUAACAAGGUUUGAGGACUGGUUAGCAGAUGUUAUAUCUGGUGAAAAAAUUCCGGAAGGGUAUAUCUUGAUGCAGCAGAAAAGUUUAGGGAAAAAUCAUAAUUUCAUAUCUGGAAAAGUUACUUCGGAGCAGAUCUACGAUGAAUUCUGCCCUCUGUUGCUAAACCAGUUCAAGUCUAGAGAUGCUAUGCAGUUUGAGCUAUUUGAUGCAGCAUUGGAUGAAUUCUACAGUAAGAUCGAAAGUCAACGCUCAGAACAGCAACAAAAGUCUAAAGAAAAUACUGCGAUGCAGAAGCUUGAUAAAAUCAAACUUGAUCAGGAAAACCGUGUCCAUGCACUGAAGAGAGAAGUUGAGCAGUGUGUCAAAAUGGCAACAUUGAUAGAAUACAACUUAGAAGAUGUAGAAGCUGCCAUCUUAGCAGUUCGUGUAGCUCUAGCAAAUGGUAUGAGCUGGUCAGAUUUGGCUAGCAUGGUGAAAGAGGAGAAGAAAUCUGGAAACCCUGUAGCUGGCCUCAUUGACAAGCUUCAUCUAGAAAGAAAUUGCAUGACACUUUUAUUGAGCAACAAUCUGGAUGAAAUGGAUGAUGAUGAAAAAACUCAACCAGUGGAUAAGGUUGAAGUUGAUCUUGCCCUUUCUGCCCAUGCAAAUGCUCGUCGAUAUUAUGAGAUGAAGAAGAAACAAGAGACCAAACAGGAGAAGACCAUUACGGCACAUGAGAAAGCUUUCAAAGCUGCCGAGAAGAAAACUCGCCAGCAACUUUCACAGGAAAAAACUGUUGCCACAAUUACACAUAUGCGCAAGGUUCAUUGGUUUGAAAAAUUCAAUUGGUUCAUCAGUAGCGAGAACUAUUUGGUAAUCAGUGGGAGAGAUGCUCAACAAAAUGAGAUGAUAGUCAAACGUUACAUGUCCAAAGGAGACCUGUAUGUCCAUGCAGAACUCCAUGGUGCAUCUAGUACUGUAAUAAAGAAUCACAAGCCUGAUAACCCCGUACCUCCUCUCACUUUGAAUCAAGCCGGAUGCUUUACAGUUUGCCACAGCCAGGCUUGGGAUUCAAAGAUUGUUACAAGUGCCUGGUGGGUGUAUCCUAAUCAGGUCAGUAAAACAGCUCCCACAGGUGAAUAUCUCACAGUAGGAAGCUUCAUGAUUCGUGGUAAAAAGAAUUUUCUCCCUCCACACCCACUCAUUAUGGGUUUUGGAAUUCUAUUUCGAUUGGAUGAGAGUUCCUUGGGAUCUCAUCUGAAUGAAAGAAGGGUACGAGGAGAAGAGGAAGGAAUAAAUGACACUGAGCAAGAUGAACCUUUCAAAGAAAUUUCCGAUUCUGGUUCUGAUUCUGAGAAGGAACUGUCAGGUGAAAAGACCACAUUUGAUGAUUCAGCAAACCUUAAGGACAUGUCACUAGAAAGACCAUCAGGGGAUGCUUUCUCAUCGAUGGCCUCCAAUGAUUUGGAUGUUCCUGAGGCAAUUAUGAAGCAUGAUUCAUCAGAUGAUGUGACUACUAAAGUAGAUAUUUCUGAUAAAAGUAAACAACCUGAUUCUUCAGGUGAAGCCUCGGCCUUUGUUACACCUAAUUUGGAGGAUUUAAUGGAUAAAGCUCUUGAGCUGGGAUCUUCUACUGCUUUCGCCAAGAGUUAUGUGCUGCAUACCUCUCAAGAAGAUGUAGUUGAAGAGCAUGACCGGGAAAUGACAAAAUCCCCAAGAGAUAAACCCUAUAUCUCAAAAGCUGAAAGAAGAAAGCUAAAGAAAGGUCAAAAGGAUGAUGCUGUCCAUUUGUCAGCCGAACAUGAAAAGGGGAAGGAAGAAAGUAAUGAAUCUGCAAGUGGGCGUGACAAUCAUGUUAAAAACUCAAAGCCAGGUCAUGGAAAACCUACCCGAGGACAAAAAGGAAAAUUGAAAAAGAUAAAGGAAAAAUAUGCUGAUCAGGAUGAGGAGGAACGCAGCAUUAGAAUGGCUCUUUUGGCUGCUUCCGGAAAACCAAAGAAGAACAAUGAGAAGUCUGAAAAUGGACAGUCAGCUGCAGAAAAAGGAACCAAUCCCACCGCCAAUAGCAGUUUUGAUCAUAAUACAGCCCCUGCAAACGCUUCAAAGAUAUGUUACAAAUGCAAGAAGGCAGGUCACACAUCCCGAGAUUGUCCGGAACAGCCAGAUGAAACUCUAAGGAGCAAAGCUGAUGCUGAAGUAGAGAGGGGUGGGAGUGAGGCAGCAGAUAGGGUGACCAUGGACGAGGAUGACAUUAAUGAAAUAGGGGAAGAAGAGAAAGAGAAACUUAACGAUGUCGACUAUUUGACUGGAAAUCCUCUGCCUAAUGAUGUCCUAUUGUACGCCGUACCUGUCUGUGGUCCAUACAGCGCCGUACAAUCAUACAAAUACCGCGUCAAGAUAAUUCCCGGCUCACUGAAGAAAGGGAAAGCGGCAAAGACGGCAAUGAACCUGUUCAGUCACAUGGCGGAGGCAACAACGAGAGAGAAAGAGUUGAUGAAGGCGCAAACAGACCCUGAGCUUGUUGCUGCUAUCAUUGGUAAUUCAAAGGUUUCUGCUGCAGGGCUCACUCAGCUUAAGCAAAAGCAGAAGAAAACCAAAAAGGCCAACAACAAGAUCCAUCACUAGACUCACACAAGCAGACAUUGCAGUAAGCAUAGCCUAGCCUCACAACCAGAUAUUAUUAUUACCCAGUAUGACAUCACUUUUGUAUGCGAGGAAGGGUCGAAAUCUAAUGUGUUCACAUCUU
Messenger RNA from Andrographis paniculata, 3737 nucleotides. RefSeq lists its product as uncharacterized. Gene Ontology annotation, biological process: rescue of stalled cytosolic ribosome; ribosome-associated ubiquitin-dependent protein catabolic process. Lineage: Eukaryota; Viridiplantae; Streptophyta; Magnoliopsida; Lamiales; Acanthaceae. Gene Ontology annotation, molecular function: tRNA binding; ribosomal large subunit binding; zinc ion binding. The record is from RefSeq and is a predicted model, not a curated record. Gene Ontology annotation, cellular component: RQC complex. Bases 206 to 3616 code for a protein of 1136 amino acids. The transcript has 14 exons.